Molecule: messenger RNA, 465 nt
Organism: Symbiodinium pilosum
Lineage: Eukaryota; Dinophyceae; Suessiales; Symbiodiniaceae
Source: the annotation of a GenBank genome assembly
AUGGCACAGAAUAGCAGCUUCCAUUUUCCCGUUAAGCAGAAAAAUCCUCCAGGCAAGGAUGAUGCCCCACUGAAUGCCUGCACAGUGGAAGAGCGGCGGCCAAGUGGAUCCAUCCUGGAGGAGUGGUUUGUGGAACCCACCUCAGACUUCGAGCUGUGGAGAUCCCGAGGCUCUAACUCAGUGAACAUCAGAUGCCAAGCAGCCAAGCGAAAAGCAGAGGAAGUCCACUGUCUGGAGUGCGUGAGCCACAUCCCGGACCUUCUCUUCGCGCCUUGGACUUCAGAUGGUGACGCUACGCUCCUCCCAAGCGAGCGACGAAGGCGGGCAACCCUCGAGCUGUUGGCGUCCGUAAUGCAGGCCAGGCUCAUCUCUCCCUGGAGGAAUGGAAGCAUGAAGCUUUGCCGGCGUGCAGUUGGGGACAAAGCCGCCUUUUGUAAAGCUGCUGCCGUGACCGUUCCUGCUUGA